AUGUCUGUGGCUCGGCUCUCCAUCGAGGACAACGAUCGGGAGUCCAAAAGGUCUAAAAAGGGAGCCUUACCUGUGCUGGGAUUCUCGGACGUGGAUAAGAUUGGAACCAUCCAACUCCACGAUGAUGUUCUGGUAGUUACACUCAGGAUUGGGGGGUUUGACGUGAAGAGAGUACUAGUAGAUCAGGGCAGUGCUGUGGAAGUAAUGUACCUUGAUCUGUAUAGGGAGCUGAACCUAAAACCUGAAGACCUAACGACGUAUGACUCCCCUUUGGUGAGUUUCGAAGGGAAAACCGUUACACCAUGGGGACAGAUCAGACUGCCCAUACAGACUGGUUUAGACGUGGUGGAGGUGGAUUUCAUUGUGGUCGACGCCUAUUCGUCGUAA
This is a messenger RNA of Quercus robur (English oak), 387 nucleotides long. RefSeq lists its product as uncharacterized. The coding region runs from base 1 to 387 and encodes 128 amino acids. The transcript has a single exon. NCBI's taxonomy places the organism in Eukaryota, Viridiplantae, Streptophyta, Magnoliopsida, Fagales, Fagaceae. The record is from RefSeq and is a predicted model, not a curated record.